Messenger RNA from Lotus japonicus, 1419 nucleotides. RefSeq names its product 1-aminocyclopropane-1-carboxylate oxidase. The transcript has 4 exons. The record is from RefSeq and is a predicted model, not a curated record. Lineage: Eukaryota; Viridiplantae; Streptophyta; Magnoliopsida; Fabales; Fabaceae. Bases 71 to 1027 code for a protein of 318 amino acids.
UUACACCUCUGAGAAUUGCACACUCACCAAUCCCUACAACUGAUUAAAGCGAGAGAGAGAAGAGAAGAAAAUGGCAAACUUUCCAGUUGUUGACAUGUCCAAGCUUAACACCGAAGAGAGAGUAGCAACCAUGGAGUUGAUAAAAGAUGCUUGUGAGAACUGGGGUUUCUUUGAGCUGGUGAACCAUGAGAUAUCCACUGAGUUUAUGGACACUGUGGAAAGGCUCACAAAGGAGCACUACAAAAGGUUCAUGGAGCAAAGGUUUAAAGAAAUGGUUGCCACCAAGGGUCUUGAGACUGUUCAGUCAGAAAUCGAUGACUUGGACUGGGAAAGCACCUUCUUUUUGCGCCACCUUCCAUCCUCCAACAUUUCAGAGGUUCCAGAUCUUGAUGAAGAUUACAGGAAGGUGAUGAAGGAAUUUGCAGUGAAGUUGGAGAAACUGGCAGAGAAUCUUCUAGACUUGCUGUGUGAGAAUCUUGGGCUGGAGAAAGGGUACCUGAAGAAGGUGUUCUAUGGUUCCAAGGGACCAAAUUUUGGGACCAAAGUUAGCAACUACCCUCCUUGUCCCAAGCCUGAUCUCAUCAAGGGCCUCAGAGCUCACACUGAUGCUGGUGGCAUCAUCCUCCUCUUCCAAGAUGACAAAGUCAGUGGACUGCAGCUCCUCAAGGAUGACCAGUGGAUUGAUGUCCCCCCUAUGCGUCACUCCAUUGUCGUCAACCUCGGCGACCAACUUGAGGUCAUAACCAAUGGGAAGUACAAGAGUGUGAUGCACAGGGUGAUUGCUCAAACAGAUGGUGCCAGAAUGUCUCUAGCUUCAUUCUACAAUCCAGGGGAUGAUGCUGUCAUUUCUCCAGCACCUUCUUUGGUGAAGGAAGAUGAGACAAGCCAAGUGUACCCAAAGUUUGUUUUUGAGGAUUACAUGAAGCUCUAUCUUGGUGUCAAGUUCCAGGCUAAAGAACCAAGGUUUGAAGUUAUGAAGGCCAGGUCCAGUAGUGUUGUGGAGGUGGGACCCGUAGCCACAGUCUGAGCUAGCUGCCUGAGCCAGAGCAAUAUAGAUAUAUGGAGUUAAUUAUUAGAUGAUAUAUUAAUUAUUAUGUGUGUGGGAGGUUAAUUAUAUGUUAAUAAGCUAAUUAAGGCUACUAAGCUUACCGAUUAGUGCUUUUGGUAUCUUUGAUAAUCGGUAUAGAAUUGAGCUGAAGCAUGUGCAGCCUCUAAACCUUAUACUUUAAAAUAAAUUAUUAGCUUGAUCUAAGUUUGUCUGUGAUCAGUGAUGUCGUGUGUGAAGUUGAUGCAAUCUAGUGAUGUGCUGCUGUUUUGGAAAGUAAACACAAGGAACUGUCUCCUCGUAAUUCUUUCUUGGCUUUAUUAUGCUUUUGUAAUAAUUUAGUGUUAUUUAAUGCAUCACAAAGUUUUUAAACC